AUGUCUUACAAAAUACAGGUAUAUCUAAUCGGGCACACUUGGCACCCCCACUGCGGGAGGGCCUUCCUCCACAUCACCCAGGGGGCCCUGGCCGAGUCCCUCCGCAUCUAUGGGACCCUUUACCUGAUUGCUGCAAUUCUGCGAAAGCGAAAACUUGACUAUUAUUUGCACAAACUCCUCCCUGAAAUCCUGCAAUCAACAUCCUUUCUCACAGCAAAUGGAAGUCUGUAUAUUGCAUUUUUCUGCAUUUUAAGGAGGAUCCUGGGAAAAUUCUAUUUUUGGACUUCUGGGUUUGGUGCUGCUUUACCAGCUUCUUAUGUGGCUAUUCUUAUUGAAAGGAAGAGCAGGAGAGGACUUCUUACCAUUUACAUGGCUAAUUUGGCCACGGAAACUCUGUUCCGCAUGGGAGUUUCAAGAGGAACAAUUACUCCUUUAAGACAUGGAGAGGUUCUUCUGUUCUGCAUUACAGCUGCCCUGUUUAUGUUCUUUUUCAGAUGCAAGGAUGGCUUGAAAGGGUUUACAUUCUCAGCGCUGAAGUUCAUAGUAGGUAAAGAAGAAAUCCCCACACAUUCAUUUGCACCCGAAGCAGCAUAUCUGCAAAAAGAGAGAAAAAGAAGACAUUGUGAAGAAAUAACACAGCGAAUGAAUAUCAUUGCUGCAACGAAGAAAUUCGUGGAUAAAGUAUGCAAACAUGGACCAAGACACAGAUGUUGUAAACACUAUGAAGAUAAUUGUAUCUCCUAUUGUGUUAAAGGCUUCAUUAGGAUGUUUAGUGUUGGUUACUUGAUCCAGUGUUGCCUUCGAAUCCCAUCAGCAUUCCGGCAUCUGUUUACGAAACCUUCCCGGCUGCUCUCCCUCUUCUACAACAAAGAAAAUUUCCAGCUCGGGGCUUUUCUGGGGUCAUUUGUCAGUAUAUACAAAGGUACAAGCUGUUUCCUCCGCUGGGUACGGAAUCUGGACGAUGAACUUCAUGCACUCAUUGCAGGGUCCCUGGCCGGAAUGUCCAUGAUGUUUUACAAAAGUACUACCAUCUCUAUGUACCUGGCUUCAAAACUGGUGGAGGCCAUGUAUUUCAAAGGCAUUGAAGCUGGAAAGGUUCCCUAUUUCCCUCAUGCAGAUAGUGUCAUCUAUGCCAUAUCUACAGCCAUCUGCUUCCAGGCAGCUGUGAUGGAAAUUCAGAACUUGAGACCUUCAUACUGGAAAUUCCUGUUACGGCUCACAAAGGGAAGAUUUGCUCUAAUGAACAGGAAAGCCUUGGAUGUAUUUGGUACAGAAGCAUCUAUGCAUUUCAAGGAUUUCAUACCUAAACUUGACCCAAGGUAUACAGUUUUCCCACCUGAGAUACCUGUUGUGCGGUCUUGGAAAUGAUGUCUUAGCCUGUGAUUAAGUCUGCCAAGCAUCUCCUCCUGAAGAGUUAAUUAGUCUUAAAUAGACUGAAGAAGGCUUGUGUUCUACUUCAGUAUUGUGUCAGUGAAUUAUGUGAUCAUACCAGUCAGAGCACGUUGAAGCACACUGGAGAGAAAGGGCUUUAAUUCCACUAUUCUCCUAGUAGAUGUCUCUGCAUCACUGAAGAUGGUUGACACAUGAUAGAUUUAUAUAUAAAUAUCUAUAUCUAUAUAUAUAUCUCCAUGGAUUAAUAUAUAUAAAAAAUUAAGAAGUACCUGGAGGUGCUUUAAAAUAAAAUAAAAAUCAGUUUAAUUCAUUCUAGUAGAAAACUUUUAGAAAAAUUGUAUUUUUGCAUUUAGUAAAUAAAAGGUACACACCCUUGUAAAAAUACAUUAUAGGUCUUUAGUCUAUAAGAAUUAUUUUAAAAGCUGAUUGUAUUGGGAAAGGUUUUCUCUGUUUUAGAGAGAUGCUUUUCAAAACAAAGAAAGAAGGAAAAUACUAUGAUCACUGGAAAAUAUUUGAAGAGCUAUUAUCUGGUACCUUGUUCAUGACUGCACUGUUUAAAUCCAAUUUUGGUUUUGAAAACUUCAUGCUGAGAGCAACAAGACUUCUCAUAAAUUCAAUUGCCCACCUUUGAUCUGGGUAACAGGUUUUUGGGUACUUAAAGGAAUGGUAGAAAAAGAAAAGACCAUUACAAGUGGGAAUGUAGUACUUUUCAGAUUUUGAAAUGAGUUUCACAAAAUACUAGGUGAUUUUAAGAGCAAAAUUUUUUAAAAUAAACACACAUGAAAGACUUGAGAAAAUGGAUGAUGUCCCUGAACACAGAAUCAAGAUGCUUUUACAAAGUUUCAUACAAUGUUGUCAAUGGCCUUUGAAAAGAAUCAGGAGGCCUGAAGCUUAGCAGAUGAAGCAAAACAGACAUUCGUUAAGAACACUGAUGCUGUUUACUUCUGUAGAUUUCAUUCUUUGCUUUUUUUGGGGGGGUGAGUUUAAAAGAUACAAAAUUCUCAUAUUUACAGUCCAGUAUGUGAAGUUCCCCAAGAUAUCUUGAAGAUCUAAUUUCAUUUCAAAAAUAGACUCAUUACCCCUGGGUACCAACUCUGAUAAGAGGUUCAUCAACAGUCGACAGAAAAGAAUCAUGAAAUAGAACCUGAUGUCAUUUAAGAUGCCAAAAGCUGGGAUAUCUGUCGGUAAAAAUACCAGAAAAGCUUUAGUUCCAAGGUCCAGAUCUUGGUUUUUAACUGCUGUAAGCUAUAUUUUCCCCGACCGUGUACAUAAAUAUAAAUAUAUAGGUAGAUAUAAAAUUAUCUAACAGAAUGAUUUUGUACUCUGAAACAAUGAAAACUGUUGUUUUUUUACAAAACAGUAGCAUAAUACCUGCCUUAUUUAAAACACCCAACGUAAGAGAAAGCUUUUGAAGUGUGUUAUUGGGGUGUUCUUUCCAAGAUGAAUGAAUAGUAAGAAAAAAAGGGGAUGAGUCGAAAAUAUGUUGUUAGUUAUGAAAGUGCAUUGUGUAAAUCUGGUGAUUUUCUUCCAUCAUGUCUACAGAAAGCUUCCCUUUCCUCCUUAAAAAUUAACCAUCAAACUCUAACAUUUUAAAACUAAUAUCCAUCUUGAAGGAAUAUUCUGGUAAAUAUAAAAUGCUUGCUUGCUUAUUUUUGCCUUUUCUGUUGGGAUUAAUAAAGGUAUUAUGCUGCUGUUGCUGUUUGAUUUUUUUU
Molecule: messenger RNA, 3104 nt
Organism: Pogona vitticeps (central bearded dragon)
Lineage: Eukaryota; Metazoa; Chordata; Lepidosauria; Squamata; Agamidae
Source: RefSeq, a predicted model, not a curated record